Molecule: messenger RNA, 1230 nt
Organism: Colletotrichum karsti
Lineage: Eukaryota; Fungi; Ascomycota; Sordariomycetes; Glomerellales; Glomerellaceae
Exons: 1
Coding region: 1-1230 (409 amino acids)
Source: RefSeq, a predicted model, not a curated record
AUGAAUUCCAUCUCCCUUGACCAGAAAGCCGCCUACUCACCGGGCAAACGACUUCACCUCACCCCGCAUAAGCCGCCUCCGCCGUAUGGCUCAUGCCUGUACCCGAUGCCGGAGGGCGUGAACGUCGACAGCCUGGAGAUGACGGAGGAGGAGGAGAAUCUAUCGGAGAGAGAGAUUUGUUUCGAUCCUCGCAAUGCACCCCUUAACAUCGAUGAGAGCAAUCAAGGCAACAAGGACUUCGGGAUGGAGGUCGAGAUCCUCCAGAUGAUUGGCGGCGUUCCUGAUGAUGUCGGUUCUCUCGGAACGCAUAAGCUCCUAUGCCGAGUUAUCGUUGCACCAUCUGCGACGCCCUACACCAACGAGCAGAGGGUUCCGAUCGAGGGACAGCAACUGUUCCUCAAGAUCUUCGAUCCCUUAUUUUGGUUCGACGUUGAGGUCGAUAUCAGUGUGGAUGGCCUAAGACCAACCUCUCUGGCCGACAUGGCCAUCAGCGAUGAGUUCGCUGCCUACCAUUACUUGUUCGCCAAAGGGAUGACCGGUAUGCCGCACCUCGCACCGGAUUUUCUCGGGGGAUGGACGACAGAGGUCGAAAGUGUCCUUAGCUCAUUCCGAGGCAUGAAGCGAGUGGUGACUGUGCUUGCCACCGAGUACAUUGAUGGGGUCUGUCUUGGUGCGUUAUACGAAACUAGCGGCCCGGUCGACAAGAUCAUCAAGCUCCACGAUGAUGGCAAAAAGUCUUCGACCCUGCGAACAGGCUUCAAACAUCGCAUGAGGAUCAUGGCGAAGAUCAUGGACGGGACCAUAUCGCAAGAAUUCAUCGGUGUUCAUCACGGCGAGUUCCAUCCCAGGAAUUUCAUCAUCACCAUGCGGAACUUGGGUCAGCCUGUGAAGGAACCUCGGGUGGCCAUGGUUGGCUGGCACUCCGCAAUCGUGGACCAUCUUCGCCAGGAGCCCGUCGAAAUGUAUCGCCACUUCACCAAAAAGAUCCACCCGUAUAUGCGAUUCCGCUGGAACAGGCGACUGCUCCCCUUCGAGGGCUGGAUUCCUUCGGAAUGGAAGGGUCCCGAGGACAAUAUCAAAGAUUCGCCCAUGCUUUCCCAGUGGAUGGUCAAGACGUUCGGAUCUGUAGCGACUGUGGACAACCCAACCUACGAAGGCUGGGGAAACAUGUUUCAGCUGGCGACAGUCGCGGCCCCAUCGGAAGGCAACGUGACUCAAGAAGCGUCCUAG